This is a messenger RNA of Octopus sinensis (East Asian common octopus), 1187 nucleotides long. RefSeq names its product MAM and LDL-receptor class A domain-containing protein 1-like. Gene Ontology annotation, molecular function: protein binding. The record is from RefSeq and is a predicted model, not a curated record. Gene Ontology annotation, cellular component: plasma membrane. The transcript has 6 exons. NCBI's taxonomy places the organism in Eukaryota, Metazoa, Mollusca, Cephalopoda, Octopoda, Octopodidae. Bases 35 to 1165 code for a protein of 376 amino acids.
CUAAUCCUUUUCCCUUUUUUUAUAUACAGGCACUAUGCAGACUAUGUCUGGAAAAGGGGAAAUCUUUUCACCCGCUGAAAUAUUGAAUAAGUCAUGUGUGAAAGUCGGGUAUAUUACACAAGGUGCCGUGAUCGGAAAUAUCUCUAUUAUUUCAAAUAAACUGGAUUCUGAUGGUAAAGUUACACGUUCUGUUGAAUGGAGCGAAACAUUUUUCAAUGAAAAAGAUGGAAUCUAUGAAGGACAAUUUCAGUAUAACGGAGGAAAUACUUUCUUGAAGAUCGAAACAAAUAUCGAGUCUGGAAGCUUAUCAUUUGAUUACAUCACAGUUUCUAAAGGAGACUGUUCUGCAUUGAAUUGUCCAGGAAAUACCUUUAUGUGUACCGACAAGACCAAAUGUAUUCAACAAAAAGACAGAUGUAACAAUCAUUGGAAUUGUAAAGACGGCAGCGAUGAAAAUGCAUGUUUAAAUACCUUCAAUUGUACUUUUGAGGAUAAAAAUAUGUGCGGUUUUAAAAGUUCCCCGGAGUAUUGUUUGGAACUUGAUUUCGGAGUAAGAUCUAAGAAUCCGAGUCGCGAUCACUCAAAAGGAACAGUUUAUGGCCAAUAUAUAAGACUCAACUGCAAUAAUGAAAGCCGAAUAAUAUUACCUAAAAUAACCAUGGGAACUACGUUCUGUUUGGACUUUUAUUAUAUAUUCUCCGGAUAUGGUAAUCUGUCAGUCUAUAACAAUAAUACUUUGCUAAUGAAACUUCCAAAAUUUGAUGCUGAAAUCUGGAUGAAUGUCAAUCUUACACUAUCUAAGGGAGUUCACAAUAUUUCCCUUGUAUACUCAGGUGGAAACCUAACUACACUGGCUUUCGAUAGUGUGGUAACAAAACAAGGCAAAUGUCCAGCAAAAGGCUGUCCAGAAAAUUGGUAUCCUUGUAACGACAACAAUACAUGUUACCCUUACACUCAAAAAUGUGAUGGAAUAAUCAAUUGUCCUAAUGGAGAAGAUGAAAAAGGCUGUGCCAGUAACAAAACAAAAUAUAAAUUGACUGGUGGUCGAGAUUUGUGGUCCGGAAAAUUGAAAAUGCUUAGUGGAUCGGAAUACUUGCCAGUAUGUGCCUACAGCAUCAGUAGCUUUACAUUGGACACGGUCUGCUCCCAGCUUGGUUUGAAGUAAAUAAUUUAUUCAUUUCUUACCA